GAUGGGGCAGAGACCGGCUGCUCGCUGCCUCGGGAGUUACUGGUUUAUCUGGAUCCAGAUUAUAACCAGGAGCUGAGAGCAAGGGCGAGGAGGGAGCUAUGGCCAUGAUCGGGACCCUGGGGCUGCUGGUAAUCUCCCAGCUCCUGGUAAAGGCCGGAGCCCAGGAGCUGAUUGUAGAACCUUUCGGACCGAGUGGGCCCGCGGGACCCCCGGGCAAGGACGGAAUCGAUGGUGAGCCGGGACCAGCGGGUUUGCCAGGCCCUCCGGGUGUACCAGGGGAACCAGGAGACCCCGGGAGUCCUGGACCUCCUGGCCUUGCUGGCCUUCCAGGAAUCGAUGGUCUGCCUGGUCCGGAUGGAAUUGCUGGUGCUGAUGGAGCCCUUGGUGAAAGGGGAGACCCCGGACCACCAGGACCACCAGGCGUGUCCAGAUUAACAGAACCGGGGAGGAUUGGCGAUCUGGGACCUCAAGGAGAUGUUGGACUGCCAGGUGCUCAGGGCCCUCAAGGGCAACGGGGUGAAGAUGGUCUACCUGGACUUCCAGGACCACCUGGACCUCCCGGACCCCCGGGUGAGCCUGGGCUUUACACAGGAGAAGGAAGUGGUGACUUUUCUUGCCCGGCUGUCUGCCCUCCUGGUCCUGCUGGUCCUCCAGGAAUGCCUGGCUUCAAGGGACACACAGGGCACAAGGGAGAGCGUGGAGAACCAGGCAAAAGAGGUGCCCAGGGGGAUCCUGGACCUCCUGGUGUGUCAGGUAUCCCUGGACCAAUCGGAUUACAGGGUCCUCGAGGAUUGAGAGGCCUUCUUGGGAAACCUGGGCCUCCCGGUGACAGGGGUCCCACAGGAUUCCGUGGACCAGUCGGUCCUCCUGGUCCCCCUGGCAAAGUUGGAGAUAAAGGUCCCAAAGGACACAUUGGAUUCCAAGGAACAAAGGGAGAUCCGGGCAAGAUUGGUCCCAGAGGUCUGCCUGGAAUCGCAGGACACAAGGGUGAACUGGGAAUUCCAGGUCGGGAUGGACGAGACGGAAAUCCAGGAAUCAAUGGUGAAAAGGGCGAGCCUGGACAUAAUGGGGCUCCUGGAGAGAAAGGUCCAGUGGGACAGCCAGGAUUACCUGGAAAGCCAGGACCUAAAGGAGCCAGUGGUGAACUGGGAAGUCAAGGUCCAAUGGGUGGCCCAGGACCCCAAGGACCUCCUGGGAGUGCGGGACCUUUGGGAGACUCAGGAAUGAUGGGAGAACGUGGACCAAGAGGAGUUGAUGGGGAGAUGGGACCUCCUGGGGGACGUGGAAUCCGGGGUCGGAGAGGCUUCCAGGGUCGUAAAGGUGAAAGUGGUGAGCCAGGUGUCCCAGGACCGACAGGAAUCCGUGGGGACUUUGGGGAAAGGGGCCCUGUUGGAGCAUCAGGUCCCAAAGGUAACCAGGGACUUGCAGGUUCUGAUGGACUUCCAGGAGAAAAAGGAGAAAUGGGUCAGCCAGGACCGCAGGGACAGAAGGGAGAGCCAGGAGUUCGUGGUGAGGUGGGGCCCAAAGGGAACCCUGGUCCAGCUGGGUUUCCUGGGACAGAUGGUGUUCCUGGUCCUCCUGGGCCAGUGGGUAUAGCCGGAGAGCGUGGCAUCCCCGGAACUUCUGGAAAACCAGGUUCUCCUGGAAGACUUGCAAGUGAGCAACAGAUCCGGGAACUCUGUCAUGGCCUGAUCAGUGAUCAGAUUGCAUUAUUAGCUAAUAAUCUGAGAAGGCCAAUGGCCCCUGGAAUGAUAGGAAGACGUGGCCCCCCUGGUCCUCCAGGUCCACCAGGGCCAAAGGGCGGAGUUGGCCAUCCAGGCAGUCGAGGAUCACCAGGAUUGACUGGACCAUCUGGAGAACUUGGUGACACAGGCCCGCGAGGUGACCAUGGUGUAAAGGGAGACAAGGGAGUUAUCGGUAAAUCUCAUGGUGGCUUGGUAGGACCUCAAGGGCCGGCAGGGCCCCCAGGAGUCAUGGGACUGAGUAAGAAUGGGCGAGACGGAGCACAAGGGGACCCAGGCCCUCCAGGAGAGUCAGGACGACCUGGAAGAAAUGGCGCCAUGGGAACACCAGGAAUCUGCGAUACCUCGGCCUGCCAGGGAGCUAUUGCAGCAGUAAAAUCAGGGUCUCCUAAAAAGUCAUGAAGAGUGUGAUCACAUAAGAAAAUAAGAAGAUAACUUGAAACGAAGCCCAGUUCCUCCUGAGAUUGACUGAAUCGAAAGAGACAACAAAAUCAAGGACAAUUUAUCAACAUUUUGGCUCCUGAUAUCUAAGUGUCUUAUAAAUAUGUUUGAGAAGGUGCUAAAACAGACACUUUGCUUUUUACCAUGUGUUCCUUCAUUAUUUUUCCAAUUCUGUUUGAGAUCUGUAAAGAUUUUCUGCCUUUUCUGGUUAGAAUGUUCCGUUUUUUAAAAUACUUAUUUCUUUAGUUUGGCUCCUCCAUUUGUUCUCAUUGUUUCUUACAAAAUACUAUAAUUAGAAAUGCUUACCUCAAUUAGACGCACCCUAUUGUAAUUAUUGAUGUUACAACAUCUGAACUGUGAGGGGUUAUACUGUACAUAUGAUAUAAAUCUAAUGAUUAUAGUGUUUUGUAUAGUACCCUAAAUUUAAAACCAGCAACUCUAAAUUUCAGACAUUUAAGUAACCAAUUGUUAUUAACAAAUGAGAUUUAUAGUAUUUGUGCCUGCAUUUUUUUCUCUUUCCUGAAUGUUCACUUUUCCUAGUUUAAUAAUUUUUUUGUGGAAAUUACAAGUUUUUGUGAAUUCUAAGUAACAAUUUAUGGCUUGUUGUUACGAUAUUCUGUCCCAUUUUGUAACAUUUUCCAUAAAUGAAUAAAUCCCUGUCAUACUCCUGCAUCCACAAUGAACGGUAACCAGUCAGUAUCCUUGAUUUUAAAAUAAUAUUUAUUAAUUGUGGGUGCCUGUUGUCUGUAAAAUAAAGCUGUUACCACCAUCUGUUGUAAGAUAAUGAAUAAAGCCACUUUUCAGAAAAAAAUAAAACUUAACUCAGUCCCAGAAAUUGACAAUAAACUAAGUUCCAACUCAGACAAGAAGGCAGUCCUAUGUAUAUAUGAACAUCAGCUUGUAUAUUAAGAGGAAGAUGAGAUUUUUUUUAAGCACAUCAAAUUAGUGAUCUGGAAUUUGCAACCUGAAAGGGCAUUGGAAACAGAUUCAAACAUAAAUUUCAUAAGAAAGUCAAAAGAAAAGUCAGUGGUGAGCCCAAGGACUGGAAAAGAAAUUGAUAUCAAAAAGUGGAAAAAGCAAAAUAGUACAAUGGGGAAAUGGAAUGGGUUCACUGAAUAAUUUUUCAAAGGAGCUGGAACAUGUUAAACACCAGAGGUUAAAAGUUACUUAGAUACAUUUCAGGCAUGUACUUUUCUGGUCACAGUUUUACUUCAACUUACACCUUACAGGAUGCCGACAAACUGUUCCCCAUAUGUAAAAUAUAUAUUCAAAAAUAUAUAUCCAAUUUUCACCCAACUAUCCCUUAAUAAACAUAUAACCAUAAUCUGUUCCCGAGUUUAAUUAAGUCUCCGGUAUCUCUGCCAGACUCUCUGAAAUGGUAAUGGCACAGGCAAUGGUUAAAUCGCCUCCUGUUAUUACUGGGAAAAGCUAGAUAUAUUUUCUUGCUCUUUCUGUGACCUACUGAAGGAAUACCAGUACAACAGAAAGUUGAAAUGAUAGUCUAAGACUGUGUGCUGGCUAAACCAAAGUCACUGACCUCUAGUAUCAUAUUGUGUUAAAAAGCCAUAUGUCUUAUUGACAGCUCCAGUGCAUACUUUAAGGAAGUUCUUUAUUUUGUAUAGAUGUCAGUAAUCUUUGAUAGCAAGGUGGCAGCCUGGGGAGAAUAUCUUAUAACAGCAUACAACAGACUUUUAAAUGGAACAGUAUACUGAAAUAAAAUAGUACUGACGUAUAUGAUAUAUAAA
Molecule: messenger RNA, 3928 nt
Organism: Hemiscyllium ocellatum (epaulette shark)
Lineage: Eukaryota; Metazoa; Chordata; Chondrichthyes; Orectolobiformes; Hemiscylliidae
Gene: col9a3
Product: collagen, type IX, alpha 3
Exons: 32
Coding region: 99-2144 (681 amino acids)
Source: RefSeq, a predicted model, not a curated record